Aureobasidium melanogenum CBS 110374 is the source of this 843-nucleotide messenger RNA. RefSeq lists its product as uncharacterized. The record is from RefSeq and is a predicted model, not a curated record. Bases 1 to 843 code for a protein of 280 amino acids. The transcript has 2 exons. Lineage: Eukaryota; Fungi; Ascomycota; Dothideomycetes; Dothideales; Saccotheciaceae.
AUGAAGUUUUCAACUGUCAUCAUCUCAGCGCUCGGCGUGGGCAGCGCAGUCAACGCAGCCGCCAUCCCAGAAGAAGCAAGCUCGCUCAUCGCACGUUCGAGUUAUGACAUCGCCACAUCACCCGAAACAAGUCACACACUUGAGAAGCGCAAGGGAGGUGGUGGAGGUGGCAGAGGCGGCGGCGGCAGUUCUGGUGGCAGCAGUUCUGGAGGCGGUCGCUCUGGCUCAGGCUCUUCGGGCUCUUCAGGCAGCUCUGGUUCCUCAGGCAGCUCUGGAAGUCGAGGCUCUGGAAGUGGCUCUGGCGUGAGACCGAUGUACGGCAGUGGUGGCAACUAUUACGCUGGUGGUGCUACAACGCCAUACAGGUCCGGUGGCCGUUCGCCAGGAGGCAUUGCGCCUUACGUACUUGGUGGAGCCGCGCUCGGUGUGGGAGCAUACGCUCUUUAUGGAGCUGGAGCCCACAUUUACGCCUACCCUCACCCUUACUACUUCCACAACCAAACAGAGGCCGCGCAAAACCAGACGUACACCAAUUCUACGAACUCCACCCUCCCCGUCCGAUGUGUUUGCGCUCAGUACUCUGAGUGUGGAUGUGACGACCAGCAAGACGAUUCCUACUUGGCCUCGAUUGUCGGCAAUGGUUCAGCUUCUGAUAUCAACUCGACUGUCGCUCGCAUCGCCAACGUCAAUGGCACCACAACUCUCAUCGUCAAUGGCACUCUUCCCAACGGAACUACUGCUGCUGGUGGCUCAGAUUCUGCCGCAGGCGCACUGAGAGUACCUGAGUCCGCUGGCAUGUGGAUGCUUGCCGCCGGUGUUGGUGCAUUUGUCUAUGCCAUGUAA